Nicotiana attenuata is the source of this 1792-nucleotide messenger RNA. Its product is annotated as F-box protein At5g03100-like. Bases 66 to 1517 code for a protein of 483 amino acids. Lineage: Eukaryota; Viridiplantae; Streptophyta; Magnoliopsida; Solanales; Solanaceae. Gene Ontology annotation, molecular function: protein binding. The record is from RefSeq and is a predicted model, not a curated record. The transcript has 3 exons.
CAACUUUAAAUAUACAUACAAAAUCAGUUACAUACCUCUUCUCUACUCAUUGCUGUUCAAACUCCAUGGAAAUGCAGAAGAAAAUCAUGGAGAGAGGAGAAGAAGACCGACUCAGUGAUUUGCCCGACGCGAUUCUACUAUACAUCCUCUCUAUGUUGCCGGAGGGAAAAGAAGUUGUGAGAACGAGCGUAUUAUCUCAGCGAUGGCGGUUUCUUUGGAAGUCCGUUGCAGUUUCACUCAAUUUCGGCGUCCUCGAUUACCCCUAUGUUGAACGAACCAAAAAGAAAAUUCUUGCUUUCGUAGCUUCCAUCAAUAGAGAGCUUCAUUAUUGGAGGUCUUGCGAGAAAAUCAAAGCAUUUAGGGUUUUUCCCGUUAAAUACAAAGAGUAUCUUGUUAAAGAUUAUGAUUUUUGGGUACAUUUUGCAAUGAAAAUUGCUAAUGUUGAAGAGUUCACACUUAAAUUUUGUAUUAUCACUUUUCCAGAUUACGCGUAUAAGUUUCCUCAGUUUGCGUAUAAGAAUACGUCGUUAAGGAAUUUGGUUUUGCGCAACUGCGGGCUAAACCCUUCUGGUAGUGUGAACUGGAGCAGUCUGGUUUCUCUUUCCAUUGGACGCCUGAAAUUGACGGAUUGUGCCAUGGAAAAAAUAUUAUCAGGUUGCCCCAAAUUGGAGAGCUUGGAACUGGAUAAUGUUUUGUGCAUUCGCCGUUUGGUAAUCAGCUCUGUGAAGCUGAGAAAGUUGAUCAUAUUAAAUGAUGAAAUUACUUAUCAUAACCAAUGGCAUGAAGAAGAUAUCCAUCUGCUCGAAAUAUUUGCCCCAUAUAUUCAAAAUUUGGUACUUUCGGGGUUCUUAUACAAUGAGAUACGCUUGCAGCAGAGCAGUGUGGCUUCACUUGUCACUGCAGUCCUUCAUCUUAAUGUUGAUUUUAUUGAAUUUGAAAAUGAAGAAGAGAAACUGGAGAAGGAGUUUAGAUAUUUGAAGGAACUUCUUCUCAGUGUUGCCCAUGUCAAGAAUCUUGAAUUGGGUCCCUUGUGCAUCGAGUGCUUUCCCAUACUGGAGUUGAGAGGGUGGCGAUCUCCACUAUCAGGCUGCAAAUUCUUAAAACUUAACACAGCAUUAAAACACUUGGACUUCGCUGGAAUUUACAGCUUUCUGCAGAGUUCAUCGGAACUUGAGACAUUGGUCCUUGACUGGAACAAUCACAAACCAAUAGACCAGCUCUUAAGUUACACAAAAGAGGUUGAACAGCGCAGGAGGUUUGAGGCAUAUAAAAACUGCUCAUUGCUACACCUAAAGACCAUCAAGAUCAUUAACUUUCAUGGAGAACUAAUUGGAAAUGAUCUUGUACUUCGAUUGGUAAAAUAUUUGCUAGAGAAUGCAACAGUUCUAGAAAAGUUGGUCGUUGUUGCCAAAUAUGAAGGGAGUGAUGUGCCCCGGGAUUAUGUUGAAGUGGAACAAGAGUUCCUAAGCUUUCCAAUAUCCUCUACGCACGCUUCAGUUGUCUUUUGUUAUCGAUAAUCUUUGUGCCCUGUUGUUUGUAUUGAUUGCGACUUAACAGCUGUUAUUUCAUUUAGAAGUUGGUUUGCGGCUGAUAGAUAUGGUUAGGAUUCUGCUUGUCUGUAUCCAAGGAGGAGUUAGUAGUUCUUCAUGUCUAAGCAACAGUGUGUUUAUUCUCUGAUCCUCGUGUAAGAAAUGCUCUAAAUGUUACGUAAACUUCUAUUCGUGUUGCAGAAUCAUGAUCAUGUUUUUGCAGUAUGGAAGGUUAAAGGUUGAAAGCAGUAUUUCAUGAUUCA